AUGGAGGAGGACACUCGUCAAUUUACUAUGCUUGGAGGAGUUGCAGCCCUCAAAGUGGAUUCUGCCCGCUCACGACCUAUCACUCGUCAUGACUCAACUGGUCGACCUCGUAAGUGCAGUCAUUGUGCUGGUGAUCAUUAUUCCGAGAAGUGUUUUAAGGAUCAUGGUUACUCUAAUUGGUUUGCUGACUAUAAAUCUCGUAUGUAUGGCCCUAAAGCUGCUUGUACUAUGACCCAAGGAGAGACAGAUUUACCAACUCCAUCUGCCCAUUUGUGUGCCUUUAAUGCUCUUCCAGGUAUUGGCUCUAAUACUUGGAUAAUUAAAACUGAUGCUUCUAACCAUAUAACUUGUGAUAAUAAAUUGUUUAAUGAGUUAUCUAGUAAUCCCCGUGACCCUUACAUAACUAGUGCUAAUGGCUUACCCUAA
This is a messenger RNA of Prunus armeniaca (apricot), 426 nucleotides long. The record is from the annotation of a GenBank genome assembly. Lineage: Eukaryota; Viridiplantae; Streptophyta; Magnoliopsida; Rosales; Rosaceae.